AUUUGAUAUUUAUAUUUAUUUUUCCAACUAUUUUGCUUAAUUUUCAUCUAUAAUCCAAAGAAAAUAUGUUGAAUUAGCAAUUAGCAUUGACCAGAAUGGCUUUCAGUGGCAUACAAUUUUUAGUCAAAGAAGAACCAAAAGAUUCCGAUCAAAGUGAUGUCGAUAGUAAUUCCCACACAGAAAUUAAAAUUAAAGAUGAACAAGACUAUGAUAAUCCAGAUUUUGUAGAAUUAGGCAAUGCACCGGAUGGUUGUUCAAUUAAUUCCAGCAACACUGAAGGUGUUGACAUUAACGUUGAAAGUGGAGUGAAAUUCAAUUCUCAGGAAUGGACUAAAAAUGUACAUAAUAGUUCGAUAAACCCUAGCACUUCAGGUACCGAAACAAAUUGUGAUAACAGUUCAAUGGACACUAGUAUCCCCGAUGUAGAUCCAGAUGUAACUACUAAAAAUUUACAGCAUUUUAUGUUAAGUGAAAAUUCAGAAGACAGUACUAUAGAUGGCAAUCGAACAGAUUUCGAUCGGGAUUGGACUGAGCAUAAAGACGGUUAUUUUUCGUGCAAAAUUUGCAAAGUUAAAUAUCCCGAUGAGUUUUAUUUACUGAACCACUUUAAAUCUAGAAGACUAGGAGAUAAACGUUACAAAUGUUGUGGUUGUGAUAAAGUUUUUAGAGAUAAUACACAAUUAGGUGUACAUUCUAGAAAGCACACCGGCGAGAAGCCCUAUUCGUGUUCAGUUUGCGGAAAGAAAUUUUCAGUGAAUGGAAAUUUAAGUAAACACAUGAGGAUUCAUACCGGUGAAAAAAGAUUCGAAUGUUACACUUGUGAAAAAAAGUUUACUCAAUUCGCUCAUUUGGAAGAUCACAUUAAAACUCAUUCAGGUGACAGGCCAUUUGUUUGCGACUUCUGCAACAGCGCUUUCAAGACUAAGGCGAGGCUACACAAGCAUAAAAAGUCUCAUGAAGACGAACAUGCCACCAAAAGAUCUGUCCCCUGUCCAAUAUGCGUAAAAGUAAUGAAAAGUACCAAGCAGCUAUUAACCCAUAUGGAAACUCACGAUGAAGGUCCCCACAAUCCUUUUCCAUGCGAAACGUGCGGGAAGACCUACAAAAAUUUAUUUUCCCUUCACAUACACAUGAAAACCCAUGGUAAUGUUAAAGAUUUUCAAUGUACCUUAUGCGAUAAGGCAUUCAGAAAUGCUAGUCAUUUAAGAAGACAUUCCAAUUCACAUACAGGAGUUCGUCCUUUCUCUUGUAAUAUAUGUCUGCGAGGAUUUCCUUCAUCGCAAAAUUUAAAAAGACACAUUAUGACGCAUACAGGAGAGAAGCCUUUCAGCUGCGAUUCGUGCGAGAAAAGCUUCCUUACAUUGGAAAACCUCAACAGGCACAAACGAACUCACACCGGCGAAAAACCGUUUCCUUGUAAUAUAUGCGGGAAGUUUUUUGCUCACAGCACCACUGCUAAAGAACAUAUGCGAAUUCAUACAGGAGAUAAACCAUUCACUUGUACAUUCUGCGAUAGAAAAUUCGCUCUCAACAAAGCCCUUUACAAGCACAUACGCGAACGGCAUCCUGAGGAUUUUCCGGAAUUUAAACGUUUGAAUGAUCUUCCACCGAACAUGAAGAAAGCAAGGGAAAAAAUUAAACAAGAGUCUCUAUCACUAGAAGAGUCACUAGAACCUAAUAAAUUAAGUAACGUUAACGUUAGCAUAAAGACGGAGCCAUUAGAUGAAAUUAAAAAAGAACUGCCUGAUGAGGAUGUAAAGUAUGAAACUUUUAUGGAUAGUUUGAAGCUGAGGCCUGUGGAUAUUACUAUUAAAGAUGAAAUAGACGGUUUAAGUGAAUUUGUUGUUAAAAAGGAAAAGGAUGAUGUUGGAUGUAGCUAACAUUUAAUUUGAUUUUAUCCAAAAUUGUUACUCUUCGAUUAAGUUUUAUACUUAAUUUGUUAUUUUUUACAUUCUAUUUUUUUGAAUGAUUAAUUUAUUAGAACUUUGUAGAGAGUCACUGAAAAGUAUAAUAUUAGGCAUAAUAAUGUUAUUUAUGUAUU
This is a messenger RNA of Phyllotreta striolata, 2041 nucleotides long. Lineage: Eukaryota; Metazoa; Arthropoda; Insecta; Coleoptera; Chrysomelidae. The record is from the annotation of a GenBank genome assembly.